CAUUUACAUUCAGAUCUGCUGUCAGGACCAUUCAAGCCAUGUAUCGCACAGUAUGCUCUUCUCUCUACCAGGCCAGGUUGGCAGCCAACCGCAGCGUGAUCAACUUGAGCAUUCCAAAGAACUACAAGUCAACAUUGGUCUUGAUUGAGCACAAGAACGGCAAGCUCAGCUCAUCCUCCUUCAAUGCUGUCACUGCUGCGUCCCAGUUUGGGUUCCCAGUCACAGCUCUUAUUGCUUCUUCUCCAUCCACCGCUGCUGCCAUUGCCACUCAAACUGCAGCUAUUGCUGGCGUUUCCAAAGUGGUUGUUGCCAAGAGCGAUGUCUAUGCCCAUGAUCUGGCCGAGAUGAUUGCCCCAUUAGUCGUCGAGACUACUAAGGCUGGUGGCUUCACUCAUAUUAUUGCAGCCCACACUGCUUUCGGAAAGAAUGUCUUGCCCCGUGCUGCUGCUGUAUGUGAUGCUUCUCCUAUUUCAGAUGUCAUCCAGAUCGAAGGUGUCGACACUUUUAAGCGUCCAAUCUAUGCUGGCAACGCUAUUGCGCAGGUCAAGUCAAAGGAUCCCGUCAAGUUUAUUACUAUCCGCACCACUGCUUUCCCUGCUGCUGCUGCUUCAGGCGGCUCUGCUGUCUCUGAAGAUUCUACUGUUGCUGCUGCUCAACCACUUGCACAAUGGGUCAGUGAAGAAGUUGCCAAAAGCGAUCGUCCUGAACUUGCCAGUGCCAAAAUUGUCAUUGGUGGUGGUCGUGGCAUGAAGAGUGGAGAAAAUUUCAAAAUGCUCUACGACCUUGCUGAUAAACUGGGUGGUACUGUUGGCGCUUCUCGUGCUGCUGUCGAUGCUGGAUUUGUUGGUAACGAUCUGCAAAUUGGCCAAACUGGCAAGAUCAUUGCACCCGAACUGUACAUUGCUGUUGGUAUCUCUGGUGCCAUUCAGCAUUUAGCGGGUAUGAAAGACUCCAAGACUAUUGUCGCUAUUAACAAAGAUCCCGAGGCACCCAUUUUCCAGGUGUCCGACUAUGGUUUGGUUGCCGAUCUUUUCAAGGCGAUUCCCGAACUCACUGAAAAGAUUUCUAAAUAAAGGAAUUGAUAUCAUACUUGAAUCUUG
This is a messenger RNA of Batrachochytrium dendrobatidis JAM81, 1100 nucleotides long. RefSeq lists its product as uncharacterized. The record is from RefSeq and is a predicted model, not a curated record. Bases 39 to 1073 code for a protein of 344 amino acids. The transcript has 6 exons. Gene Ontology annotation, cellular component: mitochondrion. Lineage: Eukaryota; Fungi; Chytridiomycota; Chytridiomycetes; Rhizophydiales. Gene Ontology annotation, biological process: fatty acid beta-oxidation using acyl-CoA dehydrogenase. Gene Ontology annotation, molecular function: electron transfer activity; flavin adenine dinucleotide binding.